This is a messenger RNA of Colletotrichum higginsianum IMI 349063, 1290 nucleotides long. Its product is annotated as Mch2p. The record is from RefSeq and is a predicted model, not a curated record. Bases 1 to 1290 code for a protein of 429 amino acids. The transcript is spliced from 2 exons. Gene Ontology annotation, cellular component: fungal-type vacuole membrane. NCBI's taxonomy places the organism in Eukaryota, Fungi, Ascomycota, Sordariomycetes, Glomerellales, Glomerellaceae. Gene Ontology annotation, biological process: transmembrane transport. Gene Ontology annotation, molecular function: transmembrane transporter activity.
AUGCCGGAACAGACCGAUAAUACGCAGCUGGAGGCUUUCACGAGCAGCCAGGACGGAAACGAAGAUGGCUACAUGGCCCAAAGCCUCCCGCGUGCCGACGAAGGGAUGCCCGCGUGGAAGUUUCUCCUCGGAGCCUUCGUCGUCGAGGCCGUUCUCUGGGUGUCCUACGGCGUCUUCCAGGACUACUACUCGAAACACCCCGACUUCCGAAACGACUCCAACAUCGCCGUCAUCGGCACCGUCGCCACCAGCAUCUACUACCUCGGGGGUCCCGUCGCCCUCCCCCUCGUCGCCCGCUUCCAGGCCUGGCAGCGGCACAUGAUCGUCGUCGGCUGGCUCGGCUGCGUCGCGUCCCUCAUCGCCGCCUCCUUCACGACGACCGUCCCGGGCCUGAUCGCGACUCAGGGCGUGCUAUACGGCCUCGCCUUCAUGCUUCUCAACUACCCCGUCCUCCGCAUGCUGAACGAGUGGUUCGUCCGGCGCCGUGGGUUCGCCUUUGGUAUCAUGUCCGCCGGCGCCGGCUGCAGCGGCGUCGGUCUCCCCUUUCUCAUGGAUCUUCUCUUGUCACGGUACGGCUACCAGACGACGCUGCGAGCCAUGGGCGCCGCGCAGUUCGUCGUCGUCCUGCCCGUCAUCCCCCUCCUCAAGGGCCGCCUGCCCGUCUCAAAACAGGCUGCCCUCCGGAGGAUCGACUUUGGUUUCUUCCGGAACCCGCUCUUCUACUGCUUCGCCCUCGCGAACCUCCUCGAGGCGCUGGGCUACUACAUCCCCUCGCUGUACCUCCCGACAUACGCGACGGCCCUCGGCCUCUCGGGGACGAUGGGCGCCCUGCUCCUCGCCGCCAACAACCUCGCCGUCAUCGUCGGCCAACUCGCGCUCGGCUACGUCUCGGACCGCGUCAACAACGUACUGAUCCUCGUCUUCGCCUCGUCCUUCGCCGCCGGCGUCGCGAGCUUCGCGAUAUGGGGAUACGCGUCCUCCCUGGCGCCCCUGAUGACCUUCUCGUUGGUGUUCGGCCUGGCAACGGGCGGGUUUCCCUGCCUGUGGCCCAAAUUCGGGUCCAUCUUGGCGGACGACCCGGGGCCGGUGUACGGGUUCAUGGCGUUCGGCAAGGGGGUCGGGAACAUUCUGACGGGGCCUAUUUCUGCACCGCUCAUGGCGGGGGCUGUUGGGUCGGGGUAUGGACUCGGGCGGUUCGAGCCGUUGAUAUUAUAUCUAGGGUCGAUAAUGCUUUGUUCGUCCUUGGGGAUCAUGGGAUGGCCGCUUUUUAGACACCACGAUAAACGCUGA